Messenger RNA from Adineta ricciae, 3450 nucleotides. Lineage: Eukaryota; Metazoa; Rotifera; Eurotatoria; Adinetida; Adinetidae. The record is from the annotation of a GenBank genome assembly.
AUGGCAAAUAAUCAAACACCAUCACCAAAAGAUUAUUCAGCCUUACUCGAUUAUAAUUUUAAUCAGUUGAAUAAUCGACCUUUGCUGGAUGCAAAAUUGCUUUUGGAUGGCGAUCAAGAUUGGUUUCUACUCGAAUAUUUGGAUGAAAUGGAACUUAUGGGUUUUAAUCAUGAACAAACUCUCAAUGCUCUUCUUAAUAUGAUUGGCAGUUUAUCUAACAAUUCAUAUAGUCGAAAUCUCUUGAAUGGUUCUCCAGUUUGGCUUAACAUUUUUUCACACGUUCUUGGUGCAACAGGCAGCAAUAAAAGUUAUCUCGCAAAUGAAAUUAUUCACAGUCUGAAGAUAUUGGAUAAAAUGUAUCCAGGUGUUUAUUCCAAUCGACAAGCAUUACACGACGUCGAUGGUGAUGAAGAACCACCAAGAAAAAAGCCGAAAACUGACCCAUGGUCAUUCGUUGCUAGCAGCGUAACUGAAGCAGCAUUAUCAAAGACCACAAAUUACACAGAUCUUAUGGUGAUUAAUCCAGAUGGCGACAAUGCGUUGAAACUUCUUUCUUACUAUGAUCAGAAUACCAUUGGCGGUGCACAGGGCGUCAGCUGCUUUUGUAAUGCUUAUGACGGAAUUGAACCUGGCAGUAACCGUGUCACAGGUGUUGAAUUAUCUUCAAAUGAACGUGACAGACCCUCCAAAAUGUCCAUGUAUGUCGUUAGUACCGGAAAGAAAUUAUCUAUUCCACUUAUCAAACUGACGGAGGAAGGAGCCAAUGAUGGAAUUUAUGGACGAGUGUGGUAUACACACAGCAACACAGUUCGUCAAUUACCGAAUAUUUUAAUUCAAAAACAAAUAUCAUUGCCAAACUUCACGCAUGUUGCGUUAGGUUGUCACAGCUUCUUUCAAGAUCGAAUCAUUGAAUUUCGUUAUGGACUGUACAGAUCGGAUUUCGAUUCUCGGCCUCGAGGUGAGUCUGAUUCAUUAUUCGAACAUUUUUCUUUAAUACAUGUAUGUGCAUGCUGUCACAUCAGUGCACAAAUGCAAGAUGCUCGACGUCGACAAAAUGUCAAUCUACCAGAAUUCCACGGUAUUGCUAUGGAUGAACAAGAUAUCGUACAACAACAGCCUCGUGGCACUGGCAAUUCUAGCGAUGAUUCCAUGGAACAAGCGUCUGCUUUUGAAUUAGUAACUACAUAUGUAAAUCAAGUGUGGAGUGAAUCAUUUACUUUGGAAAAACAUGUUGGUGAAAUGUGGCGAAAAGUGCCAUAUCACUUACCGAAAGCAAUUACAACAAUUAAGGUCCUCAGAAUCUUAUUCCGAAUAAUGGGCGAUAAUCUGUUGUUUUAUCUUAACUCUCAAGAAGGUAGUCGAUCUUAUCAGACAAAAUUAGUCUCCAACAUGUUUAUCAACACGCUUAAUGAAGUUUUAAAUGACUUUUUCGUACGGUCAACUCGAGCCAUUCAGGUCAAUAAACAAAGAAUUUCUGUUCUUCUGUUAACACCAGAUGAUGUCGAGGUUGGAUAUUCAUGGUGUCGAUGGAAAUUAGAAACGACUGCAAUGUUGUUUUCGACGAACAAUAUCGAACAAAUUAUUAAUGAACGUGCAAAAAAGACUAUCUCCAAUUCAGUUUCGAAAAAAUCAACCGAUCAACAACGAAUCGGUAACGCCAUGACGAAAGUUUUAUUGACUCCAACGAUAUUCUUUACGAACAGUUAUUUAUUCAGCAGUUGUGUUCGUGGAGGCAGUGGUCUAUUUAUGCAAAAAAAGAGUACCGAUCUCAAGUAUGAUAUAGUGGUGGAACAUUUAUUGGCAGAUGGAUUGAUUAUGAAAUGUGACGUGAUCCAAGGGGCCCGCACACCGACAAAUGCUAAGGUGUCACCGUCCUAUUAUAAACAGCCACCAUCGUAUUUUGAACAAUCCGACUCACGAAUGCAAAAGCUUCAAAACUUGGGAAUUGGUUUCAAUGAAUACGAAAAAAUGUAUUUAAAUUCAUCAUUACCUGCAAACAUGUGUUUCAAUAGCAACGGCAUUGAAUUGAUAAAGGGUGACGAAUGGGUCCAAUUUUAUCACACAUGUCUUAGUGAUGCAACAGCUGCAUUAAUGAUUGAGACCAGAACCAAAAUGAAUGAAAUUAUUCACGUCAAUGGGCGUUUUCAUUUAACGAAUGUGAAUAUUGGCCCUACUGGAACUGGAUUCGAAACAAUUACAAAUGAUUCAAGUCAAGAGCAAGUUGAAACAAUUCCUCGCAGACUUAAUUCAAACAACGAUAACAAUCUUGAACAAGGAAAUUCUUUUUUGACUUCACCAGAUUCCUUCACACUCCAGUGCUUAACAACAAAUCAAGUUGGUCAAAGUAUUCAAAAAAUCGAAUCUGUAAAUGAACGAAAACAAGCUUUGGAUAUGUUUAAUCAAGAUAACAAUUUCCAUCCACGAUCUCAUUCAACACCGGUUAUCAAUGACGAUCAUGAACGUUCGCCGUCGACUCACUCACCACUUGAUCCAGUGAGCGCAUCAUCGAAUCAGCACAAUCCCGGAGUUGCAAUGCUUCUACCUACAAAAAAUGACAGCGAUUGUCCUUCAUCUUCUACAGAUGCAAAUAUUUCGGCACAUACAAUGUCAACUGUUUUAUCUUUUUCUUUACAAAAUGAGUCAAACGAUUCACUUAAUACGGUAAUUGAAACGCUCAACAGUUCAUCCAUUCAAUUGGGUCCAGUCGUUCCGAAGAUCAUUGGCGAGAAUCGAAUCACACAACAAGAGCAAUCAAAAAUUAUCACCGAUGUUCUUCAAGAUUUGGUCGAUGUUGCAUCGAUACAACGUGAUUCACUUGUCAACAGCCAAUUGCCUAUUUCAACGUCAAACAAGAAACGUGGUCGUCAAUCGACUUGUAAAUCAAGUACUUCUUCCGUCAAUGAGUCUGAUAUUCUCAAUGUCGUGGAAGAUAACCGUCAUCCAAUCUGGAGAAAACUCAUUCUAAAUAAACAUGUCUUGGCUUCCAUGAGCGAUCUUUCACGAACUGUAGUCGGUAGCAAUGAAAUAAAUGCAUCACGUACGAGAUGUAUAGAAAAACUGCUGAAUAUUGGUUUGUUUUUGAAUGGUGAUGCAUUUUUAAACGGAAAAGAAAAAUCGGUAUUGAAGAACUCACCUGAAGAUCCUCGACUCAUCUCGAUACUUGACACCUAUGGCAUUGAUAUGGACGAAUAUAAAGCAUCUUUCAAUAGCAAUUCUUCUUUUGUAUACAAUGAUGAUGUGCCGAUUCCUGCUGUUCCCAACCACAGAACAAACAAAAACAAAUUUACACAAGCAUUCGUCAACAAGAUCCAAUCUGAUGCAUUUUACUCUACUCAUCUUCAAAUUGAUCCAGCACAUGUGUUGCAAUCAUCGGUAUUGAAAAGGAAAACGACUUCAAACUAUAAGACCGAUUUGUUCCGACAACAAAAGCAACAGAAAAAUACUAAGUAG